This is a messenger RNA of Cotesia congregata, 1958 nucleotides long. The record is from the annotation of a GenBank genome assembly. NCBI's taxonomy places the organism in Eukaryota, Metazoa, Arthropoda, Insecta, Hymenoptera, Braconidae.
AAUUGCAGACAGCCGACGCAUCUCAACCAACGGCUGUAAGAAUGUCGAGCACCCCAGUCUACGAAGGUGAAACCAGCACCGAAGUAUCAUCAUCAUACUUCAGUACUUUGGAUCUAGGACUACUUGGUGUGUUGCUUCUAGUAGCUGGCUGGUACGUCUUUAAAAAAAGCAAGCACGAUGACUUGCCACCAGCCAGCAAAUCUUACUCAAUCCAACCGACGAGUUUUACAGCGACAGCUCCUACGGAAAACUCAUUCAUUAAAAAACUCCGGACAUCCGGACGUAGUCUGGUAGUUUUCUACGGCAGUCAAACAGGAACUGGUGAAGAAUUCGCCGGUAGACUCGCCAAAGAAGGUGUCCGGUACAAGAUGAAGGGAAUGGUAGCUGACCCAGAGGAAUGCGACAUGGAAGAGCUGGUGAACUUGAAACAAAUACCCAACAGCUUAGCUGUUUUCUGUCUGGCUACUUAUGGCGAGGGUGAUCCUACCGACAACGCCAUGGAGUUUGUAGACUGGCUGAAAAAUGGCGAAGCUGAUCUCACUGGACUUAAUUACGCCGUAUUUGGAUUGGGUAACAAGACUUAUGAGCACUACAAUGAGGUGGCUACUUACGUUGACUUUAGACUCGAGCAGCUUGGAGCGACCAGAGUUUUUGAAUGCGGACUUGGGGAUGAUGAUGCCAACAUCGAAGACGACUUUAUAACAUGGAAAGAUAAAUUCUGGCCAGCAGUAUGCGACUUUUUCGGAAUCGAAGGCGCAGGAGAAGACGUCAGCAUCCGUCAGUACAAAUUAACAGAACACGUUGAAGUUCCUGCUGAUCGUAUUUACACUGGAGAAAUAGCUCGUCUUCACUCAUUAGUCAACCAACGACCACCAUUCGACGCCAAGAAUCCAUACCUGGCAGCAGUAAAAGUGAACCGGGAGUUGCACGGGCCAACAUCAGAGCGUUCGUGCAUGCACAUCGAGUUCGACAUCGAGGGUUCCAAGAUGCGUUACGACGCAGGUGACCACGUCGCGGUCUACCCGGUGAAUGACAACGAGCUGGUAGAGAAAAUAGGAAAAAUUUGCGAAGUGGACCUGGACACUGUGAUAAUUCUGACGAACACCGACGAGGAAUCGACCAAGAAGCACCCGUUCCCUUGUCCCUGCUCCUACAGAACAGCAUUGACCCACUACAUCGACAUCACCAGCAACCCGAGGACCCACGUGCUCAAGGAACUCGCGGAGUACUGCAGCGACCCGAAGGACAAGGAGAAGUUGAAGCUGAUGGCCUCGACCACCGCCGAAGGAAAAGCCCUCUUCCAUCAGUGGGUGACCAACGAGAACCGCAACAUCGUCCACAUUCUCGAGGACAUUCCCAGCUUGAAGCCAGCGUUGGACCAUCUUUGCGAACUGCUGCCGCGUCUCCAGUGUCGGUACUACUCGAUUUCUUCUUCGCCGAAGCUUCAUCCGACUUCUAUUCAUAUAACUGCGGUGGUUGUGGAAUAUAAGACCCCUACUGGACGGAUUAAUAGAGGAGUUACUACUACCUGGUUGAAGAACAAGCACCCCACUGAUCCUCCGAGCUACGUUCCAAUCUUCGUGAGAAAGUCCCAGUUCAGACUUCCACCCAAAGCUAUCACUCCUAUCAUCAUGGUGGGACCUGGUACUGGUCUUGCUCCCUUCCGCGGGUUCAUCCAGGAACGCGACUUGCUGAGAAAGGGCGGAGAGGAAGUUGGAGAUACUAUUUUGUACUUCGGGUGUCGCAAGAGCAAAGAAGAUUUUCUGUAUCAAGAUGAAUUGGAAGGGUAUGUCAAGAGCGGGACCUUGACUCUUCACACGGCUUUUAGUAGAGAGCAGGAGAAGAAGGUCUAUGUUACUCAUCUUCUUGAGAAGAACAAGGAUGAGAUUUGGGAUGUCAUUGGAGCUAAACAUGGACAUGUUUACAUCUGCGGUUCAAACAAGCCAAACGAUAAUUAA